This is a messenger RNA of Camelina sativa (false flax), 1060 nucleotides long. NCBI's taxonomy places the organism in Eukaryota, Viridiplantae, Streptophyta, Magnoliopsida, Brassicales, Brassicaceae. The record is from RefSeq and is a predicted model, not a curated record.
AAUAUAAUAAGAUUAUUUCCAAUUAGUGUAGAAAUUUUUCUAAAGUUUUCCUCCACCAUCAUUGACAUAGUUUCUCUAUAUUCCCCCUCUUCUUCUCUUUCCAAGACCCAUAAAAAAAAAAUCAAUUUUUUUUUUUUUAUGAAUAAUCUCUAGUAGCUAUGAGGUGAUUAUACCAACAUAACCAUCAUCGAUCGAUCUACCAUGGCUAGUAGUAGCAACAAAGGCAAAGGCAUAGCAGAUGGAUCGUCGCAAUCUCAAUCGCAACCACAACCGCACCAACCGCACCAACCGCAGUCACCUCCUAACCCACCAGCGUUAAGCAGGUACGAGUCACAGAAACGACGAGACUGGAACACGUUUUGUCAAUACCUGCGUAACCAGCAGCCACCAGUUCACAUCUCGCAGUGUGGCUCAAACCACAUCCUCGAUUUCCUCCAAUACCUCGACCAAUUCGGGAAGACGAAGGUUCAUGUCCAUGGAUGCGUUUUCUUCGGACAGGUUGAGCCGGCGGGACAGUGUAACUGUCCUUUAAAACAGGCGUGGGGGAGUUUAGAUGCGUUGAUCGGACGGCUAAGAGCGGCUUUCGAGGAAAACGGAGGGUUGCCGGAGAGAAACCCUUUUGCCGGCGGCGGGAUUAGGGUUUUUCUGAGGGAAGUGAGAGAUUCGCAGGCAAAGGCAAGAGGAGUUCCGUACAAGAAAAGAAAGAAGAGGAAGAAGAGGAAUCCUAUGAAGAGUCAUGAUGGUGAAGAUGGUACUACGGGAACUAGUAGUAGCUCCAACUUGCCUUCUUAGCAAGCAAACAAAAAAAAAUCUACUAUAAUAAAACAAAAGUGGGAUUAGUUAAUGGUAAGCAUUUUAUUAAUAUAAUCAUUCUCUAUUUAAUUACCACGUACUGAUCUGCAGCAAUUCCACACAUGUAUUAAAUCGAUCUUGAUAGUAAGCUUUUAUUGCACCCUUGAGUUUUUUACAUGCGAAACCAUAAGACAUCCUAACCUAUGAUCUUUUCAUAUAUAUUAUAUAUAUACCAUGUGAAUCAUGAGAUUCAUAAUCACUUGCGUGA